AUGCCGACACUGUCUGCGUUCUCUCUGCAGAGCUCCUGUGACAGGGAGUCCGUGCUGACCAUCCUGAGGGUCCUGGCAGAUCUGCUCUCUGUCGGCACAGACCGGAGGAUCCACUACCUGAUCAGCAAGGGUGGCAGUGAAGCCCUUCUGCGGACCCUGGUGGACACGGCGAGGACAGACCCCCCCGACUACGAUGUCCUCCUGCCUCUCUUCCGGCUGCUGGCCAAAGUCGGCCUGAGAGACAAAAAAAUUGGACAGAAGGCACUGGAACUGGAAGCACUUGAUGUGACGCUGAUUCUGGCCAGGAAAAGCCUGUCCCACAGCCAGAACCUCCUGCACUGUCUCUGGGCGCUGCGCGUGUUUGCCACCCGUGUGACCACGGGGGCCAUGCUGGGCAUCAACGGAGCCAUGGAGCUGCUUCUCAAGGUCAUCCCUCCUUACACCCACAGGCACACGCGGACCAUCAGGGUAGCCACGGAAGUCCUGGCCAUGCUGCUGAGAUCCAAGUCCAACAGCCGCCGGGCGGUGAACCAGGGCUACGUCGCCAGCCUGCUCAGGCUGCACCAGGACUGGCACAGCCACGACGCGGCCGCCGCCUGCGUGCCGAUCCGCCGGGGCCUGCUGCUCUGCCUCAGGAACGUCACCACCGUCCGCUCCGGCAGGGAGGCCUUCCUGGCGGCGGGGGGCAUGGAGCUCCUCUUCAGCCACGCACAGAGCCACCUGGAGGACAGCAGCGUGGAGCCCGUGGUCUCGGCCAUGCUUCAGAUCCUGCGACAGUGCUGCCCGAGGAGCCCCCUGCCCCUGGCCACAGCCAGCUGCGCCUAUGCCGCCCCAGCCCCUGGGAGCGUCACCCCCGCCCCUCCGCCGGCUCUGACGGACGAGGAGUUUGAAGAUGACAGCGACGAAGAGCUUGACAAGGACUUGGAUCCUGAAGACGUGAAAGAGGACGAUGACCUGGAAACAGAUGUGGACAAGCUGACCGCCAAACCUGGCCUAGACCGGCCAGAAGAGGAGCUGUUGCAGUAUGAGGCGAUGUGUCCUGAGCUCUCCUGUGGCUUCGAGGAACUGGAGUCCCAGUCUGGAGAUGACCUGAACUCUGGAUGUGCCAAUCACCAGCACAUUCCGACUGCCGCCUCCCCCAAGCCGCGUUGCGUGGGUCAGGACCAAGGCUCCCAGGAGCGAGAAAGGGAAGACACCAUCCAGGCUUCGCUUCUGAGGAUGGUGAAGACGGCGGGGGCCAGGAGAAGACCUGCCACGACCCUGCACCCAGCUGGACAAGCCAACGGCCUUGGGACGGCCUCUCCUGGAAAUGAAAGCCCCGGCAUUCAGACUCCCCUCGAAGAGGAUGCUCGGGACCUGGGAGCGGUCUCUUGCGCACGGCUGAGCGCUCUCCUCUGCACUGCGGCUAGAUCCGGAGACACGGCCGACGUGCUGGAGGAGCUCCUGAAGUCACACCCCACGCACGUGCCUUUCCACGAUCCCCAUCUUUACGUGGCCAAAGCCAAAGGGACCAGAUCUGUGGUGGACUUCGAGAUGCUGGCCUUUCCCGAUCUCUGGGGACACCGCCCACCUCCCUCUGCCCAGUCCAUGUUGGAGCGCAAAUGCGGCAUCCAAAGGAUCAAGAUCCUGGAGGAUGUCCGGAGGCUGAUCCAGCCUAGUGAUGUCCUAAAUAAAGUGGUCUUCAGUUUGGAUGAGCCUGGGCUUUUACAGGACACUGAUUCCAACAGCUUGAGGUUCUUCUCCAAGUUUGAGUCAGGAAAUCUCCGCAAAGCCAUCCAAGUGCGGGAGUGUGAGUACGACCUGCUGAUCAACGCCGACGUCAGCAGCUCCCAGCACCAGCAGUGGUUCUACUUCCAGGUGAGCCGGAUGAGGGCUGCCACCCCGUACCGCUUCAACAUCAUCAACUGUGAGAAGCCCAACAGCCAGUUCAAUUACGGGAUGCAGCCGACUCUGUACUCCAUGAAGGAGGCCCUCCUCGGCAGACCCACCUGGGUGCGGGCGGGCUCGGAGAUCUGCUACUACAGGAAUCGCUACGUGCAGCCUGUGGCUGGUGCCGGCGGCGCACGCGACAAGUGCUACUACACGCUCACCUUCUCCAUCACCUUCCCGCACGGCGAGGAUGUCUGCUACGUGGCCUACCACUACCCCUACACCUACACGGCCCUCAUGACUCACCUGGACCUGCUGGAAAGAAGCGUCGACCGCAGGCAGGUCUACUUCCGGCAGGAGGUCCUCUGCCACACGCUGGGAGGGAACCCGUGUCCCCUGGUGACCGUCACCGCCAUGCCCGCGUCCAGCAGCCCUGACCACCUGGAGCAGUUCCGACAUCGUCCCUACCAGGUGAUCACUGCCCGGGUCCACCCAGGGGAGAGCAACGCCAGCUGGGUGAUGAAGGGGGCCCUGGAGUUCCUGGUCAGCAGGGCCCCCACUGCGAGGCUGCUGAGGGAGGCCUUCAUCUUCAAGAUCAUCCCCAUGCUCAACCCAGACGGCGUCGUCAGCGGCAAUCACAGGUGCUCGCUGUGGGGGGAAGACCUGAACAGGCAGUGGCUGUCUCCCACGGCUCAGCGGCAGCCCACCGUGUACCACGCCAAAGGCCUCCUCCACUACCUGGGCAGCGUCGGCCGGCGUCCCGUGGUCUUCUGCGAUUUCCACGGCCACUCUCAGAAGAAGAACGUGUUCCUUUACGGGUGCAGCAUCAAGGAGACCCUGUGGCAGGCAGCGUGCACGGUGGGCACCGCUCAUCUCUCGGAGGACGUCAGCUACAGAAUUCUCCCCAAAAUCCUCGCUAAGCUGGCGCCGGCAUUCACCAUGAGCAGCUGCAGCUUCCUCGUGGAGAAGUCCCGAGCCUCCACGGCCCGCGUGGUGGUGUGGAGGGAGAUGGGGGUGUCUCGGAGCUACACCAUGGAGAGCAGCUUCUGCGGCUGCAACCAGGGCCGCUACCAGGGUCUGCAGUUUGGAACGAGCGAGCUGGAGGAGAUGGGCGCCAUGUUCUGCCUGGGCCUCCUCAUCCUGGAGUUCAAGUCCGCAAGCUGCCACCACCAGCUCCUGGCCAGAGCCGCAGCGGUGCUGAACGCCCAGGACGGCGCUCUGGACUUCCCCCUGCAGCGGUGCAGCACUGGCAGCGGCACGGCGGAGCUGGACGACGAGCCGCCCUGCACGGAGGAGAUCGAGUACAGCGUGGGCAGCGGCUCGGACCCGGACGCCAGCUUCGCUGAGCUCGACCGGCAGAUCCAGGCCUGUGCCUUCGACGUGGACGAGGGAGCCGAAGCGGAGCAGGAGGGUCCUGAGUGGAGAAGAAAAGGCAUCCCGUAGCCUGCGCCCACGGAGCUGUGCGGCACUGCUUCUCGCCGUCCACGCGCACAACGUCCACGUCGGCAGAGCCCUGCCGAGCGCUCAGCACCCCUCUCCCGGUUCCCUCCAGUUUCUCUUUGCCCACAGCCUGGCUGCUCCGUCUCUGCGGCAUCGCGCAUGCAGCGUGCAGGCGGCUUUGUGCUUAUGUUGGAGCUUGCGGGGGACCCCAGGCUGCCGGGUUC
Messenger RNA from Lepus europaeus (European hare), 3533 nucleotides. RefSeq names its product AGBL carboxypeptidase 1 (gene AGBL1). Gene Ontology annotation, molecular function: zinc ion binding; metallocarboxypeptidase activity. Lineage: Eukaryota; Metazoa; Chordata; Mammalia; Lagomorpha; Leporidae. The transcript is spliced from 23 exons. Gene Ontology annotation, biological process: C-terminal protein deglutamylation; proteolysis; protein side chain deglutamylation. The record is from RefSeq and is a predicted model, not a curated record. Bases 1 to 3312 code for a protein of 1103 amino acids.